Messenger RNA from Prosopis cineraria, 5578 nucleotides. RefSeq lists its product as uncharacterized. The transcript has 6 exons. Gene Ontology annotation, molecular function: metal ion binding. The record is from RefSeq and is a predicted model, not a curated record. Lineage: Eukaryota; Viridiplantae; Streptophyta; Magnoliopsida; Fabales; Fabaceae. The coding region runs from base 1579 to 5442 and encodes 1287 amino acids.
UGAAAACCAGGAUCCAGAUUAUCCCAACACCGAUUCCGAUUCAAGAGGCUUUUGGCUUCCUUUCCUAGAUUAAACUGUUCUUAGAAACUUUUCUCUGUUAUCACGCUGAUAAGAACUUUGGGUUUCGGAAUUCCAAUGUGCUUGAGCAGAGGGGAGAUUCUUACUCAGGGUUUCCACUGCGGAGAUUUUUUUUGCCCUCACUCUCACUGUGAUAAGAAAACCCUAGAAUCCCCAAAGGACCAUUAGUGAUUUCUUUAGGCCUUCCUAGUCUCAAAGAUCAGAGUUUUAAUUUUCUCACUCUCUCGUACGGUGAUCCCUUGGAGUCUGGAAUUGAGCAUCAAAACAGUGAAGAUUGGGUUUUAAGAAAGAGAUUUUUGCAUUGCUAGCUAAUUGAGCCUGUGCAUGUGAGAUGUAUAACCAAGUGAAUCACGGUCCUCACACGCCCAUGCAGCCAGCUUAUCAACAACGCCACCAAGCUCCACCUCCCCACUUUCACUUCCAGCAAGGUUCUCCUGCGCCCCCGAGCCUACAUGUACCCACUACCGUCCCACCUUACGUUGGGCUGUCUGCUUCUCAUAACUAUAUGCAUGGGCCUCCUGCUUCAUCGUCUACAGUUCCUCUUAAUUCUUCUAUGCAAAGUCCAUCUAGUUUGGUGCAAAAUGCUGGUCAAUCUUAUGUGGUUCCUCGACCUCUGUUGCAUGGGAACAGCUUGAUGCCUCAAACAUUCUCUAGUUUUGGCCAGAACUCACAGCAUUCCCCAAAUUUGGGGGUCCACACUCAUCAUAUUUCCCCACCAGUUCCACCUCCUCUUUCCAACCCUCGCCGUGAAACAUCUUGGGCUCCAGGGUCAUCACCUAGAGUUUUGCCUCUGCCCCCUCCUCCGCCUCCCUCAUCUCAUUCACAAGGACAAUCUAUGUAUCGACAUCCUGUUCCACCAUGCCCACCUCCGCCAGGUGAUGUACAGAGCCUUCAGCAUAUCCCUCCACCCCCGCCAGCCCCUUCUACUUCUGGUUUUCAUGCUUCUACUCCAGAUGAAGUUUAUCUUCACUCAUCUGUUGGGAAUUGCCAAGUACUUUCCUGCAGUCACCCACCAUUGCCAUCUUCUCCGCCCCCAUUUCUGCCAUCUCCACCGCCUUCUAACUCUCCCAUGACCUCUGCAUCUGACCUGGCUGUCUCUAAUUUGUCCUUUGACUUGCACUCUGAUCCCAAGUCUUGUAGUAAGCUUCAUAGUUCUGAAUUGAGGGCCGUAGAUCCUGUUGAUGAUGUAGUAGCUUCUGAUUUGUCUGGAAUUGCACCUUUUCCUAAGGAGGUGGAAGUAGUAAAGAGGCAGCUUUUGCUGAUAGAGAUGGGCUGCCAUCAACUAGAAAUGCAAUUUCAGAUCUUCCUCCACCUCCUUGCCGUCCAACAGAAGAUAAAACUGUUGAAAAGAUUGAAGCGUUAUGUCAGCUUAUUGUUGAGAAUGGUCCUGAUAUUGAAGAUAAGAUUUGUCAAGAUGAACGUGAAAAUCCUGCGUAUGCAUUUCUGUUUGAAGGUGAUCCAGGAACUGAAGCAGCUAUUUCCCAUAAGUAUUUCCUAUGGAUGAAGAGGAAGUAUAUUUUGGAAUAUAGAUGGCAUGCCAAGAAAAGUGAAUCACUGCCAAGGCCUCUAACAGCAGACUCUUCAAGGCAACAUGAUCAUCUGAAUGUUGUAACUGAAUGUAAUUCAGCUGGAGACUCUGACAUGGAGAUGGAAGAUGAUAUCACUUUGUCUGACAAGGACCAGGGCCUGAACAAUACAAAUGACGGUCUAAACCAGCAGCAUGAUGCAAUUAUUGGAUUUAGCAGUAAGAACCAAACACAUCGGUUGCAGGUUUCCAUAGAAAACAACCCUAUCAAUGAUAUCUUAGCCAGUGGCAUCGCCUGCUCUGGACCCUUGGGAGUCGGCAAUGCAUGCGAAGUACCAGAGCAUUUAUUUGAAUUGGAGCAGAUGAACACUGCCAAAUCAGUUACCAAGGUUCAUAGCACAAUGGAUGAUUCUGUAGAAGUGGUUAAAUUUCCCGAAGCCAAAGCUGCAGCUCCUUUAGCAGAUGAUCUCACAGAAUGUGGUACUUCUGAUCCUUCUGAAGCUAAUCCUGAUAGAGAUUCUGGACAACUAAUAAGGAGUGGCAGCCCAAUGAGACUUCUUCAAGAUUAUGCUUCAGAUGAGACUUCGGAUAAUGAAGAUGAAACAUGCUUGGCAGAUGCUAGCACUUUGAUAGACUCAAACGCUGCUGCCACCAGUGCUUCUUUUGCCCAUAAAGAUCUUGGGAGUAGUUUGGAGACAGAUAUUGGAUCCAAAAUUUCCACUGCUACUCAACAGGGGUGUGAGCUGCUUUCCAAGACAUCUCUGAAUGAAUCAAAAAUGUCUUUGCAUCUAGUGCAAGAGGGUGAUUUUACCCAUACAACCAACAUUACAAGUGGGAUUAAUGAUGUAUGCGUUGAACAUAACCUUGAAAAUCAGGAUCCUGUGAAUUUUGCUGCUUCUAUUGAAGCUUCCAAGGGGAAAGAUGUCUUGAGUAGUGCUGGCAUUGACUGUAGUAGUAAGAGUCUUAAUGCUGAGCAAGGCGACAAAAAGACUUCUAGGUUUGAAUUGAAUCCCUUGAAAGUGGAUGAAUUUGGAAGAUUUGUCAGGGAAGAUCCUACAGAUAGUGACUCUGAUGAUUCUCGAAAUUGUCGGACUAGGAGGCGGAAUGAAAGAGACCGAAGUUGGAGUCGCAGCCGAUCUCCUAUAGAAAGGAGUGGUAGGAGGAGGAAGAGGAGUCCAUGGAGAAGAAAAGAUAAGAGAAGCCGAUCUCGCAGCUGGUCUCCUUGGAAUAGAAGGAGCAGGAGCAGGUCUCCAAUCUUGAGACGAUCAGGUGAGUUCAUUGGUGAGAACAUAAAAAGGGACAAGGGAAAAUGUUUUGACUUUCUUCGAGGAAAGUGCUACCGUGGAGCAGCUUGUCGUUAUUUACACCAUGAACCCAAUAAGAAUGCUAGUUCAAGACGUCAUAGGAAUAAACAUGAUCUAGAAGUGUCUUCAAAAAAUUCUAGAAUUCAUGAAGCCAAGAAAAGCAUCUCUAUGAAACUGUCAGGUGAUGAGUGUGAAAGAGGGAGAAGUCAGGAUGUGCUACUUCGUCAGAAAGUAAGUGGCUGUUCUACUGGCCAGGAAUUAGAACAGAGGCAAGAAGAUUCUGUCAAGAAUGCUAUUAUGCCAACUAUAUCAGAUCAUGAUAGUCAACUGGUUAAUGCUCCUCCAACUAUAUCUGAAAGUUCCAGAGAAGUUGCUCCUGAAGUGAGAGAAACCUUAGCAGCUGUGGAGGAGCCAAAAGGUAUCAAUCAUGAUUAUGCGGCCUCCUCGAGCCGGCAACACUUGGUUGAUGGUUUUCCUUCCAACUCUAUAAGCAGUGGUGAUGCCUUGAAACUAUCUGAGGGUGCAUCUCGAGAUGUUUUUCCAUCAGAAAAUGGUUCACCUGUUCAGCUAUUGCAAUCAAAUGUUUCUAUUGGAAUGAUGGAACGUUCUGAUCACCCACCACAGAUUAUAAAUAAUUCCACCGUGUCUAAUUUAUUGCCUGAUUGUAACAGAUUGAUAGCCUCUUCCAGUGAGAUUUCUAAUGGUAAGCCUUUACCAUGUAUGUUACCAUCAACUCAGCUACAGUCUACUUCAAGUUUGACCAGUCAACAUAUGUCAUCAGAGCAGUCUCCAUUGAGCUCUCAGGCAUCUAAGGAGUUACCUGCGCAUAGUUCUGUGGGUUUUCCACUUCAUUCUUACCAAUUGCCUCCACCACCUGCUCUUUUGCAUUCUUUUAGUGGAAAUUCUGUCCAACCACAAUUGUCCUGGGAUUAUGUUUCAAUGCAGCAAAAUACACCCUUUCCUUACCAAUCCACCAGAAGAGAGCCUUACACAGGAAUCUUGCAUGCUCCAAAUCCUCACCUUUGUGUACCGCCUAAGAACUCGUGGACAUCCUUACCACCACUGCCACCAUCACAAUUUGCAUAUAGUUCUAGUUUAAAUUCAGGAGCUCCAACAUCCUAUGUUUCUUCUGAGUUUAAUGAAAACAAAUUGCAUCCGAAAACUGACUUUGUUUCUCAGACUUCUGCGAGGACUGGGAAGCCAUCUCACAUUCAGGGUUCUGAGUCUCAAGAUCAAACUUACCCUACAUUGAAGGAGCAUUCACGACCUCUGACACAUGCAGAAACUCUCUCUUCAAGGCCUCCUUCUCUGGGAAACUUAAUCAGUCAAUCACAUUUGGACCAUAAUAUUGGUAAAGAAGACCAUUAUAAGCAACUUCCAAUGCAUGAUUCAAAAAGUUUAAGCUCCCCAUCUUUUGCUAGCCUGCAAUCACAACCUAAGCCCUUUUCAUGGGAGUCAGGUGUCAACAGACUACAGACUUCAAGUUACAAGUUGCCUCCAGAAGAGCAUUUUAAGUCAGCUACCUUGAUUCAUCCUUUGUCACAGAAGCAACACACAGUUUAUAGUUCACAUUAUUCUGCAUCUGAUGGUAAUUUGGGUGUACAUGUGGAGACUGUAUCUGCAUCCAGAUAUCCACCAGAUGUUUUGGAUAGUAAUCAUUCAGCUUCUCUUCCAGACUUUGGGGGAUCGAGAAUUUCUGCUCACUAUAAUCCCUAUGCAUCCACCUUUGAACAGCCACUCAGUUCCAAAUUCAGUUCAAGUAUCUUUAGACAGGAAAAGGACAUGAUCCAUGUAAAUAAUUAUGGCUCUUCUUCCAGUUUGAACCGGACUCCAGUAAAUGGGCAAGGUGUUUUUGGUGUUGGAUCAAGACAAACAGCUUCUUCUCCUGAAUGUGCUAAAGGUAUUGGACAGAUUCUACCGAGGUCUGGUAGUGACCAAUAUGAUCCACUUUUUGACAGCAUCGAACCAUCAUCUGCUUCUCUCAAGAAAUCUCAUCGUGAUCAAAAGCAGGAAGUUACUGGUGAAUCUAACAUCUGUCUAAGACCCAAAAGUUCUUUUAAGUCUUUGGAUGUAGAAGAGAACAAGCAAUGGGAAGUUGGUGCUACAGCCUCUACCUCAUCUCAGAACAAUGAUGAAUAUGGUGAGACAGCAGAUGCAGAAGUAGGUGCUGUCGAAAAUGAGAGCCUAAGUAAUCCUGUGGAUGAUGCAGAGAUGGCUGCGGGUGAGAUUGAGAUUGAUCAGGUUAAAUCUCCAGGUAAAAGAAAGAAGAGCAAGGAUUCCAGAUCGAUGAAACUAUUUAAAGUUUCCAUUGCGAAUUUUGUGAAAGAGGUUUUGAAACCUUCAUGGAGGCAGGGUAAUAUGAGUAAGGUGGCUUUUAAAACCAUUGUAAAAAAGACUGUAGAUAAGGUGUCAGGGGCCAUGAAGGGUCACCGUGUACCCAAGUCCCAAGCAAAGAUAAAUCAAUACAUAGACUCUUCACAGCGAAAGUUGACUAAACUUGUGAUGGGCUAUGUUGACAAGUAUGUCAAGGUGUGAAAGCUUGAACUCAUGCCCUUAUGUUUCUUCACCUUGCGGCAUCACUCAGUGCCACAUGCUCAAUCUCCUAAUGGCCAUUUAUCAGAAAGAAGUGGAAUUUCAAUGGGAACGUUUUGGUGCUUCUUGGAAGCUUGUU